This is a messenger RNA of Hydractinia symbiolongicarpus, 1927 nucleotides long. RefSeq names its product ras-related protein Rab-43-like. Lineage: Eukaryota; Metazoa; Cnidaria; Hydrozoa; Anthoathecata; Hydractiniidae. The coding region runs from base 108 to 743 and encodes 211 amino acids. Gene Ontology annotation, molecular function: GTP binding; GTPase activity. The record is from RefSeq and is a predicted model, not a curated record. The transcript is spliced from 4 exons.
AUCCUUAUAUUCUCAAUUGACGUUUCGCUGAUGUUAGCAUUUUUUGUGUUUUCAUAAUGCCUCCCUGCUGAUGGGGAAGCUAGCUUGAGGGAAAUGAACAGCAAAUAAUGAAACGGAAUCAAGUUCCAGAGGACGUUGAUACUGAAUUUGACUACCUUUUUAAAAUUGUUUUAAUUGGAGAUGCUGGUGUUGGCAAAACUGCCAUUGUGCACCGCUUUAAAUACAACACAUUUGUUGAAAGACAUGCGAGUACCAUUGGAGUUGAUUUCACAUUAAAAACGAUGCAAGUUGAUGAUAAAAGAAUAAAGCUUCAAAUAUGGGACACUGCAGGGCAGGAACGUUUUCGAACAAUCACACAGAGUUAUUAUCGUUCAGCUAAUGGUGUUGUGUUAGUGUAUGAUAUAACAAAAGCAGACUCUUUUAAAAAUAUGAGUAGAUGGCUGGAAGACGUGAAAAAGUAUGCUGGAAAAUGCCUGCACCAAAUGUUAAUAGGCAACAAGUGUGAUUUAGAAGACAAAAGAGACGUCAGUGCUGCAGAAGCAAACAGUUUUGCAAAUCACUUUGAAAUUGGUGAUACUUUAGAAACAUCAGCCAAGGAAAAUUCAAAUAUAGAAGAAGCUUUUUGGAGGAUGGCAAAAAAUCUGAAGGAUCGUUACGAACAUGAAGAGGGGUUGAAACCAUCUCAAACUCCUGAUCUGGUUCUUGAUUCGAAAAGUGUUGGAAAAGGAUGGGGUUGUUGUUGACGGCAUUUUAACACGUCUGUAAAUGAUGAUUCUUCUCGUGUAACACAGCUAAUUUGUAAGCGAACAUGUCUAUUUUUGUAUGUUAUGUUACACUGUUGUGCAUCUGCCUGAUCGCCGAAAUUUAAUGAUUUUCAAUAUAAUGUUAUGUAUAGUUCUCGCAAACAGUGAUAACGUCGUGCUGGAAUGUUUUUGUACUCUUGUAUACGACUUAAGUAGAUCAACAAGUUUUGAAUCAAUAACUUUUUAAACCGAGUCUAAUCGCAAUUGUGAAGAACACGAGCGUUUUUUCUCGUAAAUAUAUUUUUAUGAAAUGUUAGCAGUCGCUGUUGUUUUCUCAGCUCUAUUUUUUUUACUAGCUAACUUAAAAGGUACACAUCUUUAAUUUUUAGUAAAAAAGAAUAUUUGUCAAUUUGAAUUUAUCAUGGUCCACACUUUGUGUUUCAACUUUACUUGGAGCUGUGUAGAUGUAUUUUUGUUUAUUAUUUCGGUUUGCGUGUGUAGUUUGUGUUAACACCGGUCCCAGGGUCUGUAGCGUUUUUUAUAUGAAGAUGGAACUCGUGCGAUACCCUGGUACAACAAACAUAUACUUCAAAGGUAAAAACUUUUGCGAAUGAUCAUCUAAAUGAUUUUUUGCCAGAAUGAACUCUUUUGAUAGCCGUAGAUGUUAUUUUCUAUAUGUUUAAGGAGAUCUGGAAAUAGAAUUUUAAGUAAACUAUUAAUUACCAGUUUUGGAUGAAAUCAAAAUAUUUACGAUUGGUACACGAAAUAAGGAGGGUGAAAAUAUUAUACCGAAGAUUUUUUAUAUUCCGCGAAAGAAAUUACCUAAGAUAAAAAAUUGAACAUUCCCCAAUAGCCUAUUUUAAUAUUCUUUGUGGGGACAAGCAAAUUUUUAUAUCGGGUCUAGCUUGUGAUUUGUGUCAAAAAUCACAAAAGUUCCUUUCGAGAAAACUUUUUCCAUGAUUUAGCUGUUUUCUUAAUCAACGAUAUUUUCACUUGUGUUUUCGCUGGGAGAGAUAGGUAGUACUAAAACGAAAUACAUAAUUAUUUAAAUAAUAAUUAAUUAUCUUUCUUUUUUUUUGGUAAAAAAUUUUAGGUUAACUUUGUUUAUUUGGAUGAUAAUAUUUAUACGAAUCAUUGUGUAGUUAUUUUAAGAAAGAUUUGUGAAAUACAUUUUCUUACCGUUA